AUGAAUCCGGUGAAACAACUUUGGAAAAAAGUGAGCAGUGACUUUGGAAAAAUCCAUGGAAUCGUCCAAUUUGCGCAUGAUUGGAAGGUAGGGGCAUUUUGCACUGUUGGAGUUAGCGUGCUCUCUUGGGUUGCGACGGCCGCCUCUUGUGCUUUUAUUGCCAAAGCACAACGGCAAAGGGUGGCGGCGGCAGCUGCAGUUCAAGCGGCGGCGGUGGCAGCUGCAGUUCAAGCUAAGGAGGCGGCGGCAGCUGCAGUUCAAGCGGCGGCGGCAGCUGCAGUUCAAGCUGAGGAGGCGGCGGCAGCUGCAGUGGCAGCUGCAGUUCAAGCGGAGGAGGCGGCAGCAGUGGCGGUGGCAGCACAAGUGGCGGAAGAGUAA
Molecule: messenger RNA, 378 nt
Organism: Prunus mume (Japanese apricot)
Lineage: Eukaryota; Viridiplantae; Streptophyta; Magnoliopsida; Rosales; Rosaceae
Source: RefSeq, a predicted model, not a curated record